GGGUGCCGACACGCGCCCGUCUUCGCGCGACGCCGUCGGCUGUUCCCCGGGAGGUCGAGCACGGGUCCAUCCGGACGCUGGUCCCGUGAUGGGGAUUUAAAGGCCGUUCGGCCACGGAGGUGGGUGGGUGAAGGUUUCUUGGCUUCCGCAAGCGGGGAUCGUUUUGCACGUUCCCGGGGGAGCAAAGGUCGCGGGCGGCCGCACCUGCCCGGAUUUAGCACCGUUGUAGCGCUGACGUCCCUUCCACCUCGCUCGUCCACGCCCCUGGCAUCUUUUUUGCGGGUUGGCAAAUUCAUCCCGAUGUGCACCAAAACCCCAAACCCCACCCCAAGCAGUCAAGCUGAUUUUUGUUUCGUUUUUAUUCUGCUAAUUCUCAAAAAAUAGCUCUUUACUCGGGGGAGGAAUAAUGUCAGUUUAAAAAUCUGGAGGACUCGGUUUUCCCCUCCUGAACCAAGCAGGGAGCGGUGUGCAGCUGCAGCAGCAGCGGUGCGAGUGCCUCCAUUCUGCCUCGUCACAGCCCUGGCUGGGAACAACUCUGGCUGGAGGGUGAAAGACUCAUUCAGUCUUUGGGCAUUUGUUAAAAAAAAAAAAAGUAACAAAAUUUUCUGAAAACGAAGCGGAGCUGACUCAUCCUUACUGACCGACGCAGGGUUGUGUCUCUGGGGAAUAUUUAUAGUGAUACCCACUGAAACAGAUCCCAUCUUGUUUCUGGGGUGGUCUAGUGAGGAUCAGAAGCGGGUUGCAGUUUGUUUGGUUCGGUGCCGUGGAUGGUUGAAUAAUCACCUGUCUCAUGGCGUUUCAGCUCUGAAAUUUUGUCAGAAUUCCUUCGAAAAAGGGCUUUUGCACUAUUGAAAAGACAUCCUAGAACAAUCCCUCCUCCCAGCACUCUCCAUUGAGGGUUUACGCUGAUCCACGGUCUGUACCUUUUCUUCCUGCCCACGUUUCGGGUGGUGUGGGGGGGUGUGAUGGUGCGUGGGAUGCCGCCGUCGGUUGCCAUAGCAGCAGGAGCGAUGUCCCCAGCCCCCGGCUCCCUGCGGGAUGCAGUCGGGGAAGACAGCGCAGGCCCUCCUGGCUUUGGCAUCUUCUGCAGGUAGAGAAAGCCCCAUCCACCGGCUCCGUAGCCCGAGCUCCGGUGCGGUGGAUGCUCCUCUUCUGUGCGAGGAGAGCGAGCUGUCAAAUGACGCUGGAAGACAAAAUGCCCUUUUCGUUAGUCAUCCCCAUUGAUCUGGCGCUGGGUGUUCCCGCAACGGGGCCGGGAGCGAGGGACGUGUGCCUUCUUGAGCGCUUUGCCGGGGCGUGCGCCAGCCUUGCCCCUGCGCCGUGCUGGUGGCACGGGGUGGGACAGCAGCGCUGCUCGUCUCCUCCUCUGCAGGUGUUUGAAAGGAACAGAUAGUUAACCUGAAUGUCUAAUUUAACGUAUAAGGUAUGUGGUUCUUUGUUCUUCCCUUGCGGUUUUAGUAACUACAGUAGCUACGGCAGGCUGCAAUAUCCCCCAACUUUGUUUAGUUGUUACUUCUAUGUGAUAGUUUAAUAAGGGGUUGCUGUACAAUGUUGUCGUUCUUCAUUUAUACCCAUACAAUUAAGAGCAGGCUCUUUCUUUCUUUAAUUCCAUAAAUAUUAAUAUAGACUAAAUAAUAAUAUUUACAUUUGCUUUUCAGGGGUUUAUCUCCUCUGUUCUCCUGUGUUUAUUGGGCUACAGAGAUACCGCAUAAACCAGUCUCUGAAACCUAAAUCUGCUCCAUCAUGUAUGUAGUUCAAAAGCAAAGCUGCGGUAGGAAGGCUGUGAUCCUACGAGUGUCAGAGGGACGCUGCAUGGGUUUACUAAUACCUGCAUGAAAGAAACUGGACUCCUGAGUCUUAAAUUUUGAGUCAUAAUGGUGCAUGGAUUAUACAACGUCGGCACAGUAGCAAGUUGGGGCAAAAAGUGUUGUUAAGUAUUGUGUCCCAUAAUGCAGAGUGUUUACAAAUCACGUGCUUAUACUGGCUUCUCAAAAGACUUUUGAAUGUGCCGAACUUGAUGUUUGACCUCAGUGGGACUACUCAUGUGUUUACAGUUAAGCGUAUUUUUAAACCUCUGCACAAUUAGGCCUUCUGAACCUGAUUCAAAGCAGACCGUAGUCAUGACUUGAAUGGAUUUGAGAUCUGGACCAUAAAACCCAAACUGUGGAGCCAGCACCGUGCUCACCUGGCAGCCCGGGAUGUCGGACGGUGGGACAGGGACACCGGUGCUGCGCGGAGCUGGUGACUCCGGCCAGCCUGCUGUGGCGUGCGGAGAGAGCUGGGCCCUGUUCUGCCCGAGAGCAAAAGCACCGUCCUUCGUGGCCUAUUUAUUGAUACAACAUGUGUUGGUUGGGAAAUGACACUGCACAGGCUGGGGGUCCAGAAAGGUGCUUAGAAGUUGCUUCAUACCAAGGAAUAAUUUUUCCUUUAAUGAAGGAGAUAAAUGAGAAAUAAAUCAGGGUUUUUUUGAUCUUGAGGCAAGAGACCCUAGUGUGCUUUUUUCCUCAUGCAGACAGACUGUACCUGGUCUCAUAACCCGAUGCUGUCUGUCCCUCUCAGCUCACAACGCAGGUGGGAUGUGUCCCUGGCAGCUGUUACGCAUCAGCUCUGCGCUUACUAUCUUUUCAGGGGUACCGCUUGUGGAGACGGGGACCUGAAAUGUUUAGAACUACUGUUAUCAUCAAGAAAUGGUACAAGAGUUCAAAUUUAUGAGGGGAAAAUGUGGCUAGGGUAAGGUUAAAUCCAACCUUUUUAUUUUCUUAGCCUUGAAUCCAAUAGAUUCCCAUUGUCUUCAUGGGAAUUUUAUUCUUAUAAUUAAUUUUAUUCUUAUCUUAAAUUUUUAGGUUGCUAUUCCCCCUCAGGUAAAUAUCAUAAAGUUGGUAAGUCUGUAGGGCAGCUUUAACUGAAGCACAUAAGAGAGUUAUCAAGCAGAGAUGAGUUUUUCUUUGGUUGCAGCCAGUCCUUACAUUUGCCAAGGGUACCCCAGGGUUUUGCUGCCUAUUGGGCUGAUUUUGAUUUAAUUGCCCAGAACUGCAUCGUAGGAUGAAAACUUUGCCAUCUGUGACACUGGAAAAUACACAGAUUUGGCCUGCUGAAAGUGCUUCGUCUUUAAUGAAAUCUUCACUAGGGCUGGCUCUUGGGUCCUGCAGCUCCAGAGGAAGCUUCCUAUUUUCUCCCUGUGGCAGUUAUAAAUCAGGCGCUCGUGGCGGUGGUCCUCACGGCAGCUCUUGGAGAUAACUCCUCAGUUCAGAUUUUCUUCAGUCAUGACUCGUGCUAUGGUAUUUCCUACUCAAGAAAAAAUAUUUUCCUACUUAGAACACAUUAUAUGUAUUCUACUUGGCCUGCUUUGUGCAGGAGUUGAGGUGCACAGUCACUCUGAGCUAUUUGCAUGGUUGGACACAGAUAAAAGCAAUGAAUUCAUUUCAGCUCUAACCUAAUCUGAGUUAAUGUGCUGGAAUCCCACUGGUGAAAAGCAAGGGCACUUGGCCAUGGCCAUUCCUUGAUCCUUUAAGAGUUUGAAUCCCUGUUAAGCAUGCUUGUCUUACAACCUGCACUCACACAGGAUGUAAUCAGUUUUGUUUUCCAUCUGUUAAAAAAGAGGCUUCCGAUUAGUCAGUGCAAACAGAAAUAAUUAUUUUUGUUCUUGCUGACAACAGCAAGGUUAACUACCACGUACCUAGCUCGUAGUGUUUUUCACGCUCAGCAAUUUUAAACACCUUGCUCUGGGUGCAUUACAUGAUUUGCCUUACGACCGGCAGGGAUUUGGCUUUCAAUAUUGUCCCUUAAUUAUAGUAAUUGCCUAAGUGGAGAUCUCGACGUCUCCCACUGUCCUGCAGCCACAGCCCAGACUGCAGCAGUGGAGCAGCCUGUCACAGCUCAUCCAGACGACGAGCCUGACCACAUCCAGUGGAGAAAUACACAAACACCAGUGGGAGCAAAACUUGGCUUCAUGGCUUGGAGGAGGGAAAAACAUAACCUACAAAAUCCAAACCAAAAGCACACAGCAUUCAGUUUUCAAGAAAAUAUUUUGGUUUUAUGAAGUGACUCAAAGGGACUGUUGGUAAAAUAGAUUUGGUAGAUUCCAAAGUGCAGCUGGCAGAGCAGUGCAUUAUCUUCCAAACCAAUGCUUAUUUGAUUUUCAAGUGUAGGAUUUUUAACAUUUUUAAUUUUUGAUGAUGCUAAAUGGAAAUACCCAUCAGAGGGUCUCAUGAGACUGGGUUGCUCUGGCAGGGAAGAAGCACUUUCUGAACACGUACAGCCCUUAGUGAAUCCUGCCACCCGUCUCCUGAGUGCUGCCUUAGCUCUGACCUUAAGAAAAUGGCUGUUCCACCUGCUUAUGCUGAUCUGGGUAAAUCCGCCAGAGAUGUUUUCACCAAGGGAUAUGGUUUUGGCUUAAUAAAACUUGAUUUGAAAACAAAAUCUGAAAAUGGACUGGAAUUUACAAGCUCAGGUUCGGCAAACUCAGAAACAAGCAAAGUUAGUGGUAGUUUGGAAACAAAAUACAAAUGGGUGGAAUAUGGAUUGAUGUUCACGGAAAAGUGGAACACCGACAACACACUAGGCACUGAGAUUACUCUUGAAGAUCAGCUUGCACGUGGCCUGAAGCUGACCUUUGACUCCUCCUUCUCUCCUAACACUGGGAAGAAGAGCGCUAAAGUUAAGACAGGGUACAAAAGGGAACACAUCAACAUUGGCUGCGACAUGGAUUUUGAUAUUGCUGGUCCUUCAAUACGUGGAGCCCUGGUGGUUGGCUACGAGGGGUGGCUGGCAGGUUACCAAAUGACUUUUGAGACAACGAAGUCUAGAGUAACCCAGAGCAACUUUGCUGUUGGCUACAAGACUGAUGAAUUCCAGCUUCAUACUAAUGUGAAUGAUGGAACGGAAUUUGGCGGCUCCAUUUACCAGAAGGUGAAUGAUAAACUGGAAACUGCUGUGAAUCUUGCUUGGACAGCCGGUAAUAGCAACACUCGCUUUGGAAUAGCAGCCAAGUAUCAGAUUGACCCAGAUGCCUCUUUUUCUGCUAAAGUGAACAACUCCAGUCUGAUUGGAUUAGGAUACACUCAGACUUUAAAGCCAGGUAUCAAACUGACAUUGUCAGCUUUGUUGGAUGGCAAGAACGUCAACGCAGGUGGUCACAAACUUGGUCUAGGAUUGGAAUUUGAAGCAUAAGGAGUGAUUCUACAAUCACUAAUUUGAAAAUACAGCAUAGCUACCUUCAGAAUAUAGUGUACCUUUCAAUGUUUUAUGUCUGGGAUGCAAGUAUUGCUAAGUAUCAGUCCUGCUAGUCCUGGUUAAAGACAGCUAAGCUUUAAAAAUGAUGUUGUUACAGAAAUGGAGACAAAAGC
This is a messenger RNA of Haliaeetus leucocephalus (bald eagle), 5345 nucleotides long. RefSeq names its product voltage-dependent anion channel 1 (gene VDAC1). Gene Ontology annotation, biological process: monoatomic anion transmembrane transport. Lineage: Eukaryota; Metazoa; Chordata; Aves; Accipitriformes; Accipitridae. Gene Ontology annotation, cellular component: mitochondrial outer membrane. The transcript is spliced from 9 exons. The record is from RefSeq and is a predicted model, not a curated record. Gene Ontology annotation, molecular function: voltage-gated monoatomic anion channel activity. The coding region runs from base 4318 to 5169 and encodes 283 amino acids.